AUGGCUCUUCAACAAUUGCACCAGAAUUCAAAAGAGAAUCCCACUCUAACCCUAAAGGGUGCGUUGGAGAGUUUCAGCCGCAGCCUGACAUCGAGCGAAAAGCAACAGUACCAGAAUUGCAGCACAACGCCCGCUGUUACAAAUGUGGUUGAGUUCGUGGCACAAAUUGAUGCCAGCAACAAAAACAACAGGAGAUGUGUUGCACCCCGCCUAUGUACAUUCCUCGAGUCCAUUCAACAGUUCAGUGGGGUGGUGGACACUUUCAUCAACUCCAAUCCUGAUAUCUCCGCUCUUGUGUGGGGAUCGGCGAAGAUGGCCAUUCUCAUUGCCGCCAAUGUCACGUCGUAUUUCGAGAAAAUUACCAGCAUCAUCAUGACUAUUGGGAAAAUGUGCCCCACGUAUCAAGAAUUCGGUCAACUUUACCCCGGUUGUGUCGGCCUCCAACGCGCCCUGUCGGACUUCUAUGCAGGGAUAGUCCAUUUGUGCAUCAAGAUCGUUGAAAUAUCUCGCCGCAGUACGAUUAGGCAGACAAUAUCGUCUGUUUUGGUUCCCUUUGAGCUGGAGUUCAAACCUUUCAUCGAAAAGCUUGACCAAGACACCAAAGACAUUUAUUUGCAAAUAUUGCUGGCUUCGGAAAAGGCUGAGCAUGAGAGCAGAAAGCUUUUACAAUGUGAACAACGAGAGAACGCAACGUUCCGUCCACUUGCACUGAGCACAUUCAAAAACACCAUUAAGCACCAAAGCGAGGCAAAUACAUGGCGAGUCCAUCAGCAAGCGAGAAAAACCGCGAAAUUGAGGUCCAAUAUCAGGAGCAAUCUAUCGACCAUCAAUUAUAUUGCUAAUUGGAGACAAGCUAUACAGCCACGUGUCUCACAGACUGCAGAGUGGCUCCUGACUGAACCUGAAUUUGUGGAAUGGAAGGAGAGCAAACAAGCCGCGAUUCUAUGGUGUUCGGGAACAAUGGGAAUGGGCAAAACGGUGCUGAUCGCCAACGUGAUUGCUCACUUUCAUGCCAAUCGAGAGAUGUCUGAUAUCAUCGCGUAUCACUUUUGCCGAAGUGAUAAUGAGACAUCUCUGUCAGCAAAGAGCAUACUUGGCAGUCUGGCGCGUCAGAUCAUAGACAGCCAAAUCAGCAACAGUGGAUACGACGACCUGGUGGAUCUGCAUGAUAUAACGAAAAAUCUCCAAGCAACAGAAAUUGGCGCGACUGAGAUGACAGACUUCAUCUUGUCUCAUCUUAGGGCCGGCCAGAAAUACUACAUCAUUAUUGAUGGGCUUGACGAAUGUGACAGUAGCGAGAUUCGCGAAGUAGCGCAAUGUGUAAGACGUCUUUGCAGCGAAUCCCAACAAAACCUGAAGAUCCUCUACUCGAGCUGGCCAGAGAUUGGGGAUACUAUCUUCGCAACGGGGCCUGAUUUCAAAGUCUCGGUGAACAAAAGCAGUGUGAACUCGGACAUGCAACACUACAUCACAGCUACACUCGAUCGAUGCCUAGCCGAACACGAACUAAAACUUGGUAACCCGAUGCUCAUUCUUGACAUCACAACCUCUUUACUGAAUGGGUCAAAUGGAAUGUUUCUCUGGGCGCGUCUUUUAAUUCAAGAUCUUUGCUCACUGACUACCGAUGAUGAAAUCUUGGAAGCAUUGAAACAUCUUCCGCUUAGCUUGUCUGAAGUUUUUGAUCGGAAGAUGGAUCGCGUGUGCGAGAAACCGGGAGCGAAACUAGCCAUCUCCCUUCUCAGGUUCUGCGGUGUGACAAAGCGUCCGAUGUCUACCACAGAGUUCAAAGAAGCCCUAAGCCUGCACCCAGAUCAAAAAGAUCUCGAUCCAACAAAGAUUCCCACCGACAUGAAUCGAGUUAUCAGAAACUGUUGUGGCUUGGCAUUCGUUGACGAAGAGGAUGAUACUGUCCACUAUGUCCACCACAGUGUAAAGCAACACCUCUUCACUGGCCUACAUCAUGGGCCAGAUCCACCUCGUUUCGACCUCCGGAUGACGAACUUGCACAUUGGUUCACUUUGCAUGGUUUACCUCGAUUUCAAUGUUUUCAGAAGUCAGCUCGCCAAGGCUAAAUCAAAGCAGGGGAGUCUCGUUAACCCCUUGCUUCUCGAUACAAUGCCCAUUUACCGCUCGAGCAAGACUGCUAACCAAAUGGCUCAAAGGUUGCUUGUGCGUUAUCGCCAACAACUGCAGCAGUCUGGUACCCAAGACAUGGUAAAAAUGGCCCAGGAGGUUCUGGGCCAGAAAGACCCGUCCCAUGUUAGCGUCCACAGUCAUGGAUUCCAGUUCCUUGGGUACGCUCAGACAUAUUGGAUCAAUCAUGUGGCAGAUCUAGACGCUAAUAGGGACCUACGAAGUUGGGAUAGAUUUCGCCAGCUUAUAGAGCAUGACCACUCCCCAGCACUCAAACCAUGGGAGUUAUGUUACUUUUCACAGUAUGAGCAGCAGAAGGGACCAAGAGAGCUGUUAUGGGCAAUCGUCGAAGGCCACUUUUCCAUGCUCCUUUUCCAUGCUAGGGAUCUCCCUGAGACCAUGACGGAAACUGUUAAGCGGAUGGUGAUUCAGGCCGCUGUCGCUCAUGGUGACUGUCGAUUGGUCAAAAUUGUUCUGGAAAUUGAAGGCCUCCGGCUUUCUCUUGCCAUUCUGAACGAAGGUCUUCUAUGGAGUGCUGCAGAAGGACGAAUUCAGCUUUUGACGACAAUUUUGAAAGCAGGUGCUGAGAUUGACAGCGACGUCAAUUCUCAGACCCCCCUUCAGGCUGCUGUAGCGGGUGGUCAUCUUGAAGCUGUCAAUCUCCUUCUGGCAGGAGCCGCCGAUGUCAAUGCAAGUCCUGGACAAAGUGGCCAAACUGCUCUUCAAGCCGCCGCAGCCACAGGCCAUCGGGCUACAUUUGAGACACUGUUGGCCGCAGAUGCUGAUUUUAAUUCUCCUCCUUCUGAUAUAAGCGGUAGAACCGCGCUUCAGGCUGCUGCAGAAGCUGGGCAUUCAGACCUCAUGCAAGCCCUCAUUUUGGCGAAGGCGGAUGUGAAUGCACCAUCAGCGCCAUCCGGUGGCCGUACAGCCCUGCAAGCCGCAUUAGAAAGAGGCCACGUUGAAAUCAUCGAGAUACUCAUUGCCACAGGUGCUAAUAUUAAUGCCCCGGCCGCCGGCGAUGGCGUGACGGCACUACAAGCUGCUGCUGGAGAAGAUCAUUGUGAUGUGCUACAGUUGCUACUGGCAAAUGGGGCGAAUCCCAAUUCCCCCGCUCCCAAGAGCGGGAGAACGGUUCUGCAAGCCGCCGCGCAAAGUGGUCAUCUUGAAAUCGUGAAAUCUCUCCUGGCAGCAAAUGCAGAUGUCAACGCGCCCCCUGCUUCUCAUGGUGGCCGAACGGCGCUCCAGGGAGCAGCUGAAAAUGGUCAUUAUGCCAUAGCGCAAAUUCUCCUCAUAGAAAGAGCUGAUAUAAAUGCACCCCCGUCAUCCCACGGUGGUCGCACUGCCCUUCAAGCAGCAGCAGGGGGCGGUUAUCUCGAUAUUGUGGAAGAGUUGCUCAAGGGCCAGGCUGAUGUAAACGCAAAUUGCGCUGUUGACAACGGCCGAACUGCCCUUCAAGCAGCAUCGGGGGGUGGCCGUGUUGAAGUUAUCAAAGCACUACUACGAGAAGGCGCCAGGAUUGACGAACCUGCUUCUCUUGAAAAUGGUCGAACUGCCCUUCAGGCGGCAGCAGAAAAAGGUCAUACAGAGAUUGUGAGAGAUUUUCUUAAACUUCUAGGCUAUGACACCACCAGACUGGGACAAAGCAGUGGAAGGCUGCGAAAGAAUAACCAUACAAUCGCUUUACCUGUGAUUGACGCCCCUGCCUCAUCGCGCAACGGCCGCACUAUGCUUCAAGCGGCAGCACAAAAUGGACACAUUGAGGUCGUGAGAAUGUUGGUAGCCGCGAGUGCAUUGAUAAACGCACCGCCUGCUCCAUAUGGCGGCCGAACAGCUCUCCAGGCGGCCGCAGAAGGUGGUCACCUUGAAAUAGUGAGAAUGCUGCUUGCCAAUGGGCAUGAUGCCAAUGGACUGCCUGCCCCUUAUAGCGGUAGGACGGCGCUUCAAGCUGCAGUAGAGGGGGGUCAUAUGGAUGUGGUGAAGAUACUCAUAGAAGCAAAGGCUGACGUAACUGCGCGUGCAUCGACGCACGAUGGAGUAACGGCUCUUGACGCAGCGAAAAAAAGAGGCUUUCGUGAAAUUGAGAUCCUUUUGAUAGGGAAGGCAUUCGAUAGAGGGAGUGUUCAUUAG
Molecule: messenger RNA, 4260 nt
Organism: Penicillium salamii
Lineage: Eukaryota; Fungi; Ascomycota; Eurotiomycetes; Eurotiales; Aspergillaceae
Source: the annotation of a GenBank genome assembly